AUGAGUUAUUCAUCACCAUUACCGAGUCGGCUCUGCGCCAUCAGCCAGCUGUCCAUGCUGCGUUCAGGCGACAAAGUUCGCUUCCUGGGAUGUGUAAACCAAUACCAUGAAUCUACUGCCCUGCUAUCCCUUUUCCACAACUUUCCUUCGUCUCAAGACCAACAGACCACCCAAGUCGACAUCAGCCAGUUACUCGACACCAUUGACCACCAACAUCUCCAAGUGGGUGCCUGGCUCAACGUGAUUGGAUACAUCACUCCGUCUGCGUCCAAGUCUCGGCCCAAAAUCCAAGCCAUCAUCGUUUGGUCUGCUGGUGCCAUCAAUUUGCAACAGUAUGAGAAUGCUCUUAUCUCUAGACAAACGAUUUGA
This is a messenger RNA of Aureobasidium uvarum, 369 nucleotides long. Lineage: Eukaryota; Fungi; Ascomycota; Dothideomycetes; Dothideales; Saccotheciaceae. The record is from the annotation of a GenBank genome assembly.